GGGGCGGCUGAGAGCAGAGGAGGCGACAGGUGAAUGAUUUACAGCUUCUGGUUUUUACCGUCCCACCUGUUCAACAUUAAAGAAACCGGGAGAUACUGAGAGAGGAAAUGCUCCGCUGUGUCCGACAGGUUCCGCUGUCCAAGUAAAAACAACAACAUUAGCUCAGAGUGGACAAAAAAAAAACGAAACCACGCCGCCGGAGCCCGGACUUAGCAGGUCAGUUGUUGUGAGAGGAGGAACUUCAGAGUUGGCGCCAUGUUGUCGGCGGAGGAGAUUCUGUGCAGCACGCAGCAGGUGAUCGCAGGGCUGGAGGCGCUGAGAGGAGAGAACCACAGCCUGCUGGAGGGCCUGCAAGAGGCAAUGGAGAGCCGGCCGGCGUCGGAGAGCGGCAGCGUGGAGCAGGAGAAGAGCGGCAUCAUCCGCCAAUCUCUGGAGAGGAUAGAGCUUGGGCUGAGCGAGGCACAGGUGAUGAUGUCAUUGUCGGCUCAUCUGGGAUCACUGGAGGCAGAGAAACAGAAGCUGCGAGCUCAGGUGCGUCGUCUCUGUCAGGAGAACCAGUGGUUGAGGGACGAGCUGGCCGGUGCUCAGCAGCGGCUGCAGGACCGGGAGCAGGAGGUGGUCACCCUGGAGGAGCAGAACAGACACCUGCAGUUCAUGUCCUCUAUACGCAAAUACGACCAGGAGGAGCCACAGCUGGAUGACAAAGACAUGUCCUCCAACAAGGAGUCUCUGGAUGAUCUCUUUCCCACAGAGGAUGAGGAGCAGUCACAGAUGUCCCAGCCUCACCACAGCAGUGCAGCAGCUGCAGCCCAGCAGGGUGGCUACGAGAUUCCCGCCCGCCUUCGAACGCUCCACAACCUGGUCAUCCAGUACGCAUCCCAGGGACGAUACGAAGUCGCUGUGCCACUCUGCAAACAGGCUCUGGAAGACCUGGAGAAGUCCUCAGGCCACACACACCCAGACGUAGCCACCAUGCUGAAUAUACUAGCGCUGGUGUAUAGAGAUCAGAACAAAUACAAAGAAGCAGCGAACCUGCUGAAUGAUGCAUUGGCGAUCAGAGAGAAAACUCUUGGGAUGGACCAUCCGGCUGUGGCAGCAACACUCAACAACCUGGCAGUGCUUUAUGGGAAAAGAGGAAAAUACAAGGAAGCAGAGCCGCUGUGUAAAAGAGCUCUUGAGAUCAGAGAGAAGGUUCUGGGCACCGACCACCCAGAUGUGGCUAAGCAGCUGAACAACCUGGCUCUGCUGUGUCAGAACCAGGGGAAGUACCAGGAGGUGGAGCAGUACUACGAACGCGCACUGCACAUCUACCAGAGCAAACUGGGACCAGACGACGCCAACGUAGCCAAGACGAAGAACAACCUGGCAUCAUGCUAUCUUAAGCAGGGGAAAUACAGACAAGCUGAGGCUCUUUACAAAGAGAUCCUGACCAGAGCACACGAAAAGGAGUUUGGAUCUGUAGAAGGAGAAGGUCGUCCCAGCUGGUCCGGAGCUGAGGAAGCCGGCUGCAGACAGGACGGACUCAGUAACCUGAAGCGCAGCGGCUCCUUCAACAAACUCAGAGAGUCGAUACGCCGAAGCAGCGAGAAACUAGUCCGCAAACUGAGAGGAGUUGGAAUGGAGGAAACCACCCCGAGGAAUGUUGGGAUGAAGAGGGCAAACUCUCUGAAUGUGUUAAAUGUUGGAGCCAGAGAGAGUCAAGAUGGCGCCCAGUCGAGCUGUUUGACAGACAUUCGAGGCCUGAGCUCCAGCACGCAGAGCCUGACAAGACGAGGUUCACUCGGUGGGACCAGCUAACACACACACACACACACACACACACACACACACACACACACCUUUUACAUGCAACAACUCUCAAAAUUAACUGGACAGAUGUUCAUACUCUGAAUGUUGCGAGAAAGAAACAUGCAGCCCUGUAUCAAUCGCUCAUAGCAGACAACACCAAAGUUCUUUGAAUCCCUUUAAGAAAAACUAAGAUAGUUGUCACGACUAAGUGACAAAAUCUAAUGCGCACACUUUUGUUCCGAUCACUCAAUUCAAAAGUAAUAACAAAUUAAUGUUUGCAUAAUAAUGACACGUUUGUCUCCAGUAAUGACCAAAAGUAAUUAGUCACAUAAUGACUAUACCUUGACAUAUUUACAUUGAAAAAUAACUUGUCCUUCCUGUUCAUUUUAAAUUCAACAUUGUUCCUUCCUGGGUUUUGAUUAGAAACAAAUUCAGUUUCCUCAUUACUAUUAACUAUUAACUCAAAAGUUAAACAAUAUGGAAACUUUGUUUUGUUGAACACAAAAAAUCUUAGACUGUCAUAAAACUCUUUUACAAGUUUACAUAAACCAGACCAUGUCAUUUGCAGGUUAAGUAAAGUCAACAGUAAUCUGUAAUAUAAUUGAUCUGAGGUUGCGUUACUCAUGGAACUGUUCCCUUUUUUAGGUACGUUUUUAAUAUCAACACUGAAAAAAAACUAUUCUUAUUUAUUUUUUUAAAUUAAAUUUGCAGUUAAACAGGCAAAUUGACAUUAAAGAUGAUCAUUUCAAACACAAAAGUUCUCUUUUGAGGAGCACAGGGACGUUCAUUUGUUUGCAAAAUGAUCAAAAAUGUGAUGUUUGUCAAAAUGUAAAUGUUACAGUUGGUUUACGAGGGAGAAGUUCAGCUUAUAAGUUUAUACUGUUAAAGAAAUGUACUUAAAUGUGAUAAGUGCUUUUGCCUUUAAAAAUGUGCACGUCAUUCAAUUUAUAGUUUCGUAUUUCCAGAUGAUAAUCAUAAAAACACAGAUGUGUUUACUUAAGCUGUUUUGCACCACAGUCCAGUUCUGUCAUUCCAUAUUGUGAAAAUAAGGACCAACUUUUUUGUAUCUUGACUAAAGUUAAGAAAUCCAAAAUGUGAUAGGCUCCACCUUGUAAACAACCAACACCAGCUCUACUAAAGGAUUUACACACUUCAAUAUUCAGCAAAUUACAAUAUUCACUAAUUAUGCAUUUGUUGCAUGCUAAGUUUUUAACCAUCUAUUCUAAAUAGUUUUAAGCUAUAUGGAUACCUAAAGUUUUUGUUGUGUGCCUUGGAUUGAAGUUAAGUGACUCACUCCAACUAAAAUGUGACAGAGCUGUACCAUUUAUUCAAAGCCACACUCUGUGUAGGAUUUAAAAAAAAAAAAAAUCUUUCUUUUGUGCCCCUCAGUUGUAUCCAAGACAUGUGGCAGACAGCAAAGCAUGUCACACAAACUGAAUAUGAAGUAAAUUGUAAAGCCGACUGUAAAGAGGCGAAUUGCUCUAGGGGGCACAAAUUUUGCAUCAGUAAGUUCAAAGUGUCUCAGCAAACAAGCUUAGACGAGCCAAAUAGAUACUAUUUGCCCAAAGCCAAAAGCAGACAUGGGCACAAAGUUAGUAGCUAAUGUGUGAAGAAGGUCAAAACAUCUAGCAGCUAAAGGGUGAACUAGAGCUACAAGGAGAGUGAAUAAUGGACUAGAUGGGCGAAAACUACACUCCAGUAGGAUACACAGGGCCACGUGUGCAUGUGAUGCAGGGGUUGCCAGAUGUUUGGAAAUACAAAAAUCCAAACUAUUUUUGAUUUUUUUUGGGGGGGGGGGAUCUGACCCAUGAAAGCAGCUUAACAUAGACUGAAUGAAGAUCAACUGAGGCACAGGUAAUGUCCUUAAACCUGCAGUAGCUAAUUUUUUUUUUGGCCACAUGGGGGCAGCGAAAACAAGUUGUGAACAGAACAUUGACAGUUCAUCACCUUUUAAGUUGAUAUCGUGAACUUGUUACCAAACAGUUGCUUAAUCAUGUGUCGGGCCACCUCACGAAUACAAGUCUAGUAUUCAUGAUGUCUUAGCUCUGUUUUUGGUCUCCACCAACUCCUGAGGGAAAUAUCUGGCUCUUUAGCUGCUAAAUGCUCCACUAUGAUCACUAGCUAGU
This is a messenger RNA of Xiphias gladius (swordfish), 3914 nucleotides long. It is a transcript of the gene klc3, whose product is annotated as kinesin light chain 3. Lineage: Eukaryota; Metazoa; Chordata; Actinopteri; Istiophoriformes; Xiphiidae. Bases 256 to 1797 code for a protein of 513 amino acids. Gene Ontology annotation, cellular component: cytoplasm; kinesin complex; membrane-bounded organelle. Gene Ontology annotation, molecular function: kinesin binding. The transcript has 14 exons. The record is from RefSeq and is a predicted model, not a curated record. Gene Ontology annotation, biological process: axo-dendritic transport.